UAUUUCACAGGUAUUUGUUUACUACAGUAAUGCGCUGGGAAUUGUUGAACCACCAAUGCUACUUACCGAGAAAUGCUGUGUCAUUGAAGUUUACUUAUAGAAGGAAAUACGACAAUUCUUCUUUAAUUUAUAGACUAUUUUUGAGCUUUUUUAUUCAUGUGACUAAAGACUAAUGUCGGAUAUAUAUCUUAACAGUUAUGAUCUCGAUAGUGAGUUGAAGAACCAAAUAUCUACUGUAGCUCUAUAUGAUGAUCACGCUUAUUUUGGUACAAAGCAAGGAUCGAUAUUUGUUUACGAGUACUCUGAGCUCAAGGUUAAGAACCCUUGCGUGUUUAUAAAGUCUAUUGCUUUAUCUUCCAAAUCGGCUGUCAAACGAAUAUUUUGUAUUCCCUUUCUUGAUGCUAUCCUUGUUCAUCAAGAUGAUCGAGCAUUUUUUUGUCAUGCUACAACUCUUGAAUUGGUCUAUCCAUCCUCUUCUCUCGAUCGUGUCGUUGAGAUUUGUCACGGUGGACACUCAAUUGAAGAAAAGUCUAGCUACCUUGUGGUUACAAAUUCUCACCUUCGACUUUUGUCACUACAAAAAGAUGGCACAAUAUUUCUUCGUAACGAAUUGAAAUAUCCUAAUGUACAAACAGCAGCGGUCCUUGGGAACAUAGUUUGUCUGGUGACUGAUCAAUCCUUCGAGCUUGUAGACAUCCUUACAAGCGAAAGUAUUCCUCUUUUUCCUAUAAUAAAAUGUGAUUCAGAAAAGAACGAACUCUCAUACAAGCCAAUAAUUGUUAGUCAAAAUAAUGAAUUUCUCUUGAUCACCGGAAGUCCAAAAGAUGCCAUUGGACUGUUUGUUGACAUCAAUGGGAACGUUACGAAAAGCACUUUGACAUUCUCAUUCUAUCCUAAAGACGUAGUUGCUACUCCUCAUUAUGUCUUUGCUCUAGGCCCUAGCAUGUUACAAAUCAUUGAUGCCAAGAGUUUGCAACCUGUUAAAAAUCUCACUUUCGAUGGCGAAGAGCAAAGUUUGUCACUAAUUUCCUUUACGUCCGAUAUUUACUUCUGUGACGAAAAAAUAGUAAAGAAAUUCCUCAUUACUUCUAGACGCGGAAACCCAUUGGAAGAAUCCUCCUCGGCAAGGAUUGAGAAAUGCUGUUUAUUAAAGCCCAUUAUUCUGUUUGCAUCAAAAGAAACUUGGGGUUUCGGUACCGAGUCAUCCUAUGUCGAGCGAUUAGAAAUGAGCAUAACUUCCGGCGAAAUUGAAGCUCCUCUCCGUCGAAUGAGCAAACGGCUCAAAAGUCCUGAAAAGUAUCAUAUAGACCAUGAGGCUGCUACUUUACAGUACACAUAUUUAGAGCAAGUGGCAGCUCUACAAUAUUGGAAACAAGGACAGUACGAAAACUCUUUGUCUUUACUUGAAACCUCAAAAGUCGAUCCAAGGGUAAUAAUAUCUUUAUAUCCCGAUGUAUAUAAUGGUCGCAUUAAUUAUAGUACUUUCCAAGGAAUACAAGAGUUUCUUGAGAGUUUCUCUCCAGUAAAUGAAGCUAUCGUUUCAAUGCUAUCUUUAAAUGAUCUCUUCCGAGAGACUGAUGACUAUACCCAAAAACAAAUGAUUGAGAUCACAAAGGAAAAUGCAUACAUUAUGUUGAUGCGCUACUUAAAAAACUAUAAACGAAAUGUCAAUUUACCCGAGUAUUUUAUAUCGUCAAAAAGCGAGAUUGCUUUUGUUGUGGACCAUGUAUUACUGAAUUUAUAUUUGAAUAUGGAAGAUACGACAGAAGGAACUAAAGGUGCUGAAGAACUCAUUGAGGCUGGCCUGACAGACCCGGAUGACAUACAACGUUUACUUUCUGAAAAGAAUGAGAAUUAUUUGCUGGCAAUACUUCUGACGGGAAUCCAUAAAGACUCUGAAGCGUUACAGUUAUGGAAAAACCUGGUUCUAGGGGAAAUACACGACAAACGAUCUCAAAAUGAAUUAAGCAAAAUGAGAAUAUGUCUAAUGAAAGCUAUCGAUAUUUCUCUUUUUUGGAAAUAUGCCACAUGGUUAUGUGCUCAAGACACCGGUGAAGGAACCAAACUUUUACUAGACAAAACGCAUGAUGGUUCAAUAUCCGGUGACGACGUCUUAAGUAACUUGAGUACAUCCAACGACAAUGUCCUAAUAGAAUAUUUGAUCAAGUCAAAUUCUGUAACACAUCACGAGUUGUUAUUAGAGCUUUGCGUGAACAAAUUACUAAAUGGCUUUGUGAAACAUGAAGAAUUUCGGAUUCGUUUGGAAGCUUUCAUCGAUAAUUAUCGAAGACUUCCUUGUUUGGAAAAACCAAUAUUUUCGCAAUAUGUCGAUAGUCAUUUUGGUGAUAUGACUGACUGUGAUAAUCAUCUCUCAUUUUAUUAUUUGUAUUCUAUAGGCUUAAUGGAAAAGUUAGAUGAUGAAGAACUUUCAAAGUUUGAGCUAUACUUACAAAAUGAUUCGUCAAAACGGUUGAGUUUAUUUCCUCAGGUACAGCAUACGCUUUGCCAUAAAAAGGGUAAAUAUGAGGAGGCGUUGUCCGUCCUGAUAAAUAAUGUGAAUGAUUAUAAAGGUGCAGAACUAUAUUGCCAGAAAAUUGAAAGUGUAUGCUCUGCUUGUUGGCACACCCUUUUAGAAAAAAGCGUUUUAACUGGACCGGCAUGCAGUGUCUAUAUUCAAGAUUUGUUACAUCGAAGAGCAUCAUAUUAUUCAAUUCUUUUUGUGACAAAUACAAUCCCGAACGAUUGGAACCUCGAUUCCGUCGCAGAUUAUUUGCGUGUCCUUCAAAGAAAGAAUGCACAACAUUUGCAUGAAUCUCACGUAAAGGCCUCUUUGAUAAAAACUGUAUCAAGACAAACAGAAUCUUUAUUUUUGGCCGUAAAUCGAAGAAAUGUAACGUUAAAGAAGCCGCCAAAUCACAACAAUGUCUAAUGAAUCAUCAUCACAUUGUUGUACCAAAUUAUUUAGCUAAUUCAUUAAUGAUUAUGACCAAAAAGAAAUAAUGUGCAGAUACAGUAUCUACCAAGGUCAAGCGAUUUAUUAACAGUUAUUUAUGUUUCCUCUAUUUUUAUUUAGUCUACCAAAUACUACCUGAUGAGAUGUACCAUAGCAAUCACUUUAGGUGGGAUAUAUGUAUAGAACUAUUUCUGUUAAAUUUACAAAUUCAAAUUAUAAAAAAUACUGCGAAUAUACAUUAUUGAAGAAUGAAAGUGGAUAACAUCAUGCUUAAAAGAUACGUUAAGUCCCUGUGAAAGGCUGCAUAGACACUUUCCAUUACCCAACAACGAAC
Messenger RNA from Schizosaccharomyces octosporus yFS286, 3287 nucleotides. RefSeq names its product GTPase regulator Vps3. The transcript has 5 exons. Gene Ontology annotation, cellular component: cytoplasm; fungal-type vacuole membrane. Lineage: Eukaryota; Fungi; Ascomycota; Schizosaccharomycetes; Schizosaccharomycetales; Schizosaccharomycetaceae. Gene Ontology annotation, biological process: autophagy; endosomal vesicle fusion; vesicle-mediated transport. The coding region runs from base 173 to 2929 and encodes 918 amino acids. The record is from RefSeq and is a predicted model, not a curated record.